AUGCGUGAUGUACUCUUUGAGAAUUAUUUUGAUAAAGGUAUAAUGCGUGAUGUUAAGGAAUAUAAUUAUUUUGAUAAAGGUAUAAUGCGUGAUGUUAAGGAAUAUCUUUAUUUUGAUAAAGGUAUAAUGCGUGAUGUUAAGGAAUAUCUCUCUAAGAACUUUGAAAUGAAGGAUAAGGGUAAGACUUCAUUUGUGAUUGGAAUAGAAAUGUUUCAUGAUAGAUCACAGGGGAUUUUAGGUUUAUCCCAAAAGGCUUACAUUAACAAAGUUUUACAAAGAUAUAAACUGGUAAACUGCAAAGAAGCCAAACCAUUGAGGAUUCAUUGUGAUAAUGCGGCAACUGUGUUCUUCUCAAAGAACGACAGAUAUACUAGAGGUGCCAAGUACAUGGAUUUGGAAUUUCUGUCCGUUAAGGAGAAGUNACUCUUUGAGAAUUAUUUUGAUAAAGGUAUAAUGCGUGAUGUUAAGGAAUAUCUCUCUAAGAACUUUGAAAUGAAGGAUAAGGGUAAGACUUCAUUUGUGAUUGGAAUAGAAAUGUUUCAUGAUAGAUCACAGGGGAUUUUAGGUUUAUCCCAAAAGGCUUACAUUAACAAAGUUUUACAAAGAUAUAAACUGAGCAAUAUUUUGAAAAAUGUGAAGGAGUCUGUCAUUACUCCUUCCACUAUGGAGGCAGAAUUUGUAGCAUGCUUUGAGGCUACAGAUUAA
Ipomoea triloba (trilobed morning glory) is the source of this 705-nucleotide messenger RNA. RefSeq lists its product as uncharacterized. The transcript is spliced from 4 exons. The coding region runs from base 1 to 705 and encodes 234 amino acids. NCBI's taxonomy places the organism in Eukaryota, Viridiplantae, Streptophyta, Magnoliopsida, Solanales, Convolvulaceae. The record is from RefSeq and is a predicted model, not a curated record.